GAAUUGCUCUAUUCACAACAUUCGCCUACCUUUCACAAGAGUCAUGGAAAGAGAUACAUUUGCCCUAGAUGCAACCAAGAGAUUCACUCGCACGACAGGACGGAACACGACGACUGGCACUUCGCGCAAGAUCUGGAUACUCAGGAUAACGGCGCCACGACCGCGACUCUGGUUCAGACGCCGCCCGCAAUGCCCGACAGGAAGAGCAGCAGCACAUCGCCGACCAAAGCAAAACUGCGACCAGUCGACAGUCACCGUCAAACCACACCAACAAAUGGACAUGCGACCAAANAGCGACGCCAUGUGCCUCAUGUCAAUGCUGUGGACAAGGCCGCGGAAUUGCGCGCCCAGACCGAGGUACGCAUUCACUGGAAGCCCAUUGAUCUUUGUGUAACAUGCAAACUUGUGCUUGAUGCUGACUUCUGUUUGUCAGNNCGAGAAAUGCAAAACGCCCUACAAGACGUGCAAAUGCGGUAUCGUAUCUACAACAGCGAAAUCGAACCCGAACACGACAGCGAUUAUCCCUGUUCCUGUCCAAUCCACCAAUACCAACGCAUGAAGCGUGGUCGUCGACAUGUAUUGACGCAAUGGUCGGAAGCAGUCAUGUAUCCUGGCGAAAAGGUUUAUCACGACUUGGCACCACAAACCACACUGUUUAGUGGCAAUCCGUAUCAACUUCGCAUUACCUCGCCUUAUGGCUAUGGAGGUUCGAAUUGGGUCCAGUCGCAUCCUCGCCCUGGUUACCAUGUCAAAUUCAUUCAUCAGACAAUCUCGCUCAACAACCAGUUAAAUCGUGAAGCUCAGGCUAAGGUUGAUGCGAUGGAGCCCAAGCACAGCAUCUGGGAUGACAAGACCUUGGAAAGCGUAAUGUCGAAUUUGUCGGUUGCGCCCGAAAAAGGCACGCCAUCUACUCCCGAGGUCGAUGCCAAAAGCUAUCCAGCUGAGAAAGCAUCUGGUUCCAAGCUCACGUCACGACCCAACGGGCAAUCUGAGCGCAGCAGCUCGUCCAGAUUCGCAGCGUUCAGAAAAGCUGUGGGGAUUAAGUCAUCAGAUGAGAGAGCAACAGCAAAAUCGGAGAAGGCGAUCGGCCAGGGCAUUAGCCUACGGCACAGUAUCCUUGCGGAAGAAGCAGGCCGAUGGCCAGAUGACGAGACUCGAGAAAUCGUUGCGCAGUAUCAGGACAAGGUCGGUAUGGAGAGAAAGAUUGCACAUCUGCGCACACAUCAACCUCUGCAAUAUCUCCAUCUGUUGCGAGCAGGAUAUUUUGAACCCAUACCUGUCGCAUGGGCCGAUCAAGCUAGCAGUAUACUCACAUUCAACAUCGAGGCUGCUGGAGGCUGGCGGGGCAUCACGCCACAAUGGCGAGGAUAUGAAGAUACAGCUGAGGAACGGUUGUACUGGGUGCUGAACCACAGAGAGGGACCAUCGAAUGUCGUACGAAUGAAACCAGACUUCAUCUCCGAGAUGAAUAUGGCUCGAGAUCGCAUGUCGAAGGCUGUGGAACCGCCGCCAGAUUACUACUCCGCUGAUGACACUUGCCAUCUACAGCAUACGUCGAAGGGAUACUCGAAGCAAGUGAUGCCAAGCCCAUUCAGAUCGAGUGAUAGGCCAGAGGUGCCGACAGAUGACACUAUGAUACUUUUGGAUAUCUCGGGAUCAAUGGACUUUGACCCGAUCCGACCAGUUUACGAUCAAUACCUCAUCACUGGAUAUGCUCCGUCGACUCAGCCAAAGAACAAAGGUAUCAGAUCCAAUCACGAACCUCGAGUGACUCUGAAGAUACUGAUCUUGGCCCAACAGNAUGUCGCAAAAGCCAUUAUCCGACGCUUCAUCGACGCAAUGGCAAACCACGAUCACGAAUUCAACGGCUACGACCUCGUCACCUUCUCCAGUCACGCCAAAUUCGUCGGCACGAUAAGUCAUACCAACCUCGAUAAGACCUGGAACAGAAUCGCCAUAGGCGGCGGCACUCGCGUCAUGACCGGCUGGCAANAAGUCAAGCAGCGCCAUUUCGAAAAACACUCCGAGUCGGCGACAUACCACCCCGUGUAUGGCUGGCAAGCAGGACCACAAACACCCAUGUUACGCCUCCUUCUUCUACUCGAUGGCGAAGCAACCGAUAUGGAUGAAUUCGAACUCGAGCUGUUAGGCCUGUCCUGGGCGCAUGUAACGAUCUUCUUGAUUGGAGUUGAUGGAUGCCCGCAUCACCAUCGUCAUGCGAAUGAGUUGCAGAGAAUUAGUGAUGUGAACCAUCACGUUUCGUUUGUGGAUGCGCAGGGAAAUACUCCAGAGAGGUUUGUGACGCAUGAGUUGUUGAAGAGGCAUUUGGGGUACGAUGUUUCGAUGCAGGAGUUCCGUGAGCUUGAAGAGCUGCCUCCGUAUGUAGAGUGA
Messenger RNA from Aureobasidium musti, 2391 nucleotides. NCBI's taxonomy places the organism in Eukaryota, Fungi, Ascomycota, Dothideomycetes, Dothideales, Saccotheciaceae. The record is from the annotation of a GenBank genome assembly.